UCGUUCGCACCGCUUCUUGCACACCCUUUCUCCCUCCUCCUCCUCCUCGCCCCGCCUUCCCUCUUCUCCUCAGCCCCUCAAGUUCUUUCCCCGCCUCACCACCUUCCACGAUCUCGCGAGACUUGGCCCAGAACAUUGCGGAUCGGGUCGGCGCCAUUUUGGGACUGAGACUGGUUGUGGGGGAGGGAAAAGCGGCAAAAGGGGAUUAUUCAAAGUACCGAAAACCUCCUCCCGGGAUCGAGCGCAGCGGCACCCCCAGGCCAGGGACACCUCUGGUGGGGCAGAAGGUGAUUGAAUUAUUCAGAUAUGAAGAUCAUCUUCUAGGUUUUCUGUAAAAGGCCCCGGAUAUUUCAAGUGGCCAUUUUGGAAUUACAAUGUUUUUGGAUAAUUUUGCCCCAGAAGUUUAUUAAAAUUGGCAAGAAUCAUCUCUGAAGUGACUUGAUAGUAGUGAACCGAUUCAACAAGCUACUUAAAGAGACCCAGGCAUUUCUUCAGUAUUUUGGUUCAAACGGAUUAUAUAACUGGUUAAAGUAUUUCAGCUGGUGAUAUUUUUGCCCCCCCCAUCCUGUUGUUGUUCUUCAGCCAAAACUGUUUAAGAUAUGUUUGAUUUGUGUACUGAAUAGUUUCAGCAGCUUCAAAUUACUGUUUGAGUAUUGUUAAAGUUUCAUGGCAGUUUAUUUUUACCUUUAUUAAAACUUUUAGGAAUUUUUGACCUCAGCCCUUUUCAUGUCACAAUGGGACAGCUUUUCUAAAUGAAGACAUUGAAAGAAUACAGAGCUUUUUUCUUUUUAUCUUUUACUUACGUGGAAAUUUAAGAUGUUGCAGUUUUCCACCAGCAUGGUAGUAUUGAGAUAGCUAUUUGUGUCUUUUUAUGUGCUGAUGUUUAGGAAUACUCUUCAGAUGUGAAAUUUUCUGUUUGUUUCUGCUUUUUGGCUCAUAAAUUGGAUAUUUCAUCUGGAGUGGAUAAGUACAACAGUGACAAGUACAUGGAAUAAUAAAGAAGACUUUGAUCUUAAAUCCGAGGAACUUGGCUAAUUCUGGAGAUAGCCAUAUGAAAACUUUAAAACAGAAGUAUGGGUAGCUGACUUGAAAUAACUCUAUGUCAAAUAGUCAUAGGUUAAGCAUCUUCAAAGAACUUGGGUAUUAUUUCAGAGGAUACAAAAUAAAAAAACAAACUGGAAAACAUAAAGAUUACAGAGAAAAAACCAACACCUUCGUGGCCAGUCCUGUUGGAAUUUGGUCUCGCUGAGUUGCUGAGGCUGGCCUUGAACUUGUGACCCUCCUGCCUCAGCCUCCCUAGUCGCUGGGAUUACAGGGACUUGCCAUGAGGUGUUGAAGCCUUGUUUCACUGAGUUGGAGAGACUGGACCUAAAUGGCGCAGCAUGACUUUGCUCCAGCCUGGCUUAAUUUUCCUACUCCACCAUCAUCAACAAAGUCAUCAUUGAAUUUUGAGAAACAUUCUGAAAAUUUUUCAUGGACGGAAAAUCGUUAUGAUGUGAAUCGUCGAAGACACAACUCUUCGGAUGGCUUUGAUUCUGGUAUUGGACGUUCUAAUGGAGGUAAUUUUGGAAGGAAAGAAAAAAAUGGAUGGCGUACGCAUGGCAGAAAUGGUACUGAAAACAUAAAUCAUCGAGGAGGAUACCAUGGUGGAAAUUCCCGUUCUCGUAGCAGUAUUUUCCAUUCUGGAAAAAGCCAAGGACUACAUGAAAACAACAUACCUGACAAUGAAACCGGAAGGAAGGAAGAUAAAAGAGAACGCAAACAGUUUGAGGCUGAGGAUUUUCCAUCUUUAAAUCCUGAAUACGAGAGAGAACCAAAUCAGAAUAAAUCUUUAGCUGCAGGUGUAUGGGGCCUACACGCCCAGACACACACAUACCCAACCAAAAAAAUCUCCCAAGCUCCUCUCUUAGAGUAUCCUCCGAAUCCUAAGUCUAGAGCUCCAAGGAUGCUGGUCAUUAAGAAAGGUAAUACAAAAGACUUACAGCUAUCUGGAUUCCCUGUAGUAGGAAAUCUUCAGUCACAGCCAGUUAAGAAUGGAACUGGUCCAAGUGUUUAUAAAGGCUUAGUCCCUAAACCUGCUGCUCCACCUACAAAACCUACACAAUGGAAAAGCCAAACUAAAGAAAAUAAGGUUGGGACUUCUUUUCCUCAUGAAUCUACAUAUGGUGUUGGCAACUUUAAUGCUUUUAAAUCAACUGCCAAGAAUUUUAGUCCAUCGACAAAUUCAGUGAAAGAGUGUAAUCGUUCAAAUUCCUCUUCACCUGUUGACAAACUUAAUCAGCAGCCUCGUCUAACCAAACUGACACGAAUGCGCACUGAUAAGAAGAGUGAAUUUUUGAAAGCGUUGAAAAGGGACAGAGUAGAAGAAGAACAUGAAGAUGAAAGCCAUGCUGGCUCAGAGAAGGAUGAAGACUCAUUUAAUUUGCAUAACAGCAAUAGUACUCACCAAGAAAGGGAUAUAAACAGAAAUUUUGAUGAAAAUGAAAUUCCACAAGAGAAUGGCAAUGCCUCAGUGAUUUCCCAACAGAUCAUUCGGUCUUCAACCUUUCCACAAACUGAUGUUCUUUCCAGUUCACUUGAGGCAGAACACAGGUUGUUAAAAGAGAUGGGCUGGCAGGAGGACAGUGAAAAUGAUGAAACAUGUGCUCCCUUAACUGAGGAUGAAAUGAGAGAAUUCCAAGUUAUUAGUGAACAGUUGCAGAAGAAUGGUCUGAGAAAAAAUGGUAUUUUGAAAAAUGGCCUGAUCUGUGACUUCAAGUUUGGACCCUGGAAAAACAGCACUUUCAAACCCACAAUUGAGAAUGAUGACACAGAGACAAGUAGCAGUGACACAUCAGAUGAUGAUGAUGUGUGAAGAAUUUCCUAACAGCUUUAGAAUUUUUAGUGUGAUACAUCUCUCAUGCAGUUUGGGGUGAAUUGUAAAAAUGAAGAACUAUAAUUUAUGUAGUGAAAUACCCCAUUAGAAGAUGAUUUUUUUGGGGGACUUCAAUAUGAAGAAAACCAAGAAUGUUGUGUUGGGCUAUGUUGAACAUUAUUUCUUUGUAAAUGAAUGUUGUAGAAAUGAGGACUUUGGUUGAUCCAACAUUGACUUUCUUCAUCACUGCAGCAUUUCUCUGACUAGCAAUGUGACGAUGUAACAAAUGAGAUUUUCUCAUUUAAUAAUAAAAAAUUGUGUAAUGUUUUGCAAAGCUUCUGUCUUAAAAUGUCCAGGUUUUAAGGGGGAAAAAAAAAAGGGCAGCUUACACUGUUUUGCUUGCAGAGCAUAUCUUUUUCAUACAGUGGAAAU
This is a messenger RNA of Sciurus carolinensis (gray squirrel), 3286 nucleotides long. It is a transcript of the gene Gpbp1, whose product is annotated as GC-rich promoter binding protein 1. Gene Ontology annotation, biological process: DNA-templated transcription; positive regulation of DNA-templated transcription. Gene Ontology annotation, cellular component: nucleus. The record is from RefSeq and is a predicted model, not a curated record. Gene Ontology annotation, molecular function: DNA binding; RNA binding. The transcript is spliced from 14 exons. The coding region runs from base 1373 to 2854 and encodes 493 amino acids. Lineage: Eukaryota; Metazoa; Chordata; Mammalia; Rodentia; Sciuridae.